AUGGAGGAGAGAGAGAGAGAGAGCGGGAUGGACUGGGGAGCGACCGUGACGGCGCUGGCGAUGGAGAAUGGAGGGGGUGUUGGGUGGUGGAGGAGAAGUGGGAUGGGUCCCGGGGAGCGUUUGGCUAAAUACAAACUCAAAUCCGUAACGAGAGAACUGCAGAAACCUGGGAGCACUAAAAUCCCGUUCCCCGUCCAUCCUUCGCCCGCCGUGAGGGUCGGUUGUGAAUCAGCAGUUCCAGAAGUGCGCACGCCAACUUCAGAUAGUUUUUUGAAAGGUUAG
Messenger RNA from Prunus armeniaca (apricot), 282 nucleotides. Lineage: Eukaryota; Viridiplantae; Streptophyta; Magnoliopsida; Rosales; Rosaceae. The record is from the annotation of a GenBank genome assembly.